Centruroides sculpturatus (bark scorpion) is the source of this 2976-nucleotide messenger RNA. RefSeq names its product Down syndrome cell adhesion molecule-like protein Dscam2. The record is from RefSeq and is a predicted model, not a curated record. The transcript has 17 exons. Lineage: Eukaryota; Metazoa; Arthropoda; Arachnida; Scorpiones; Buthidae. Gene Ontology annotation, molecular function: cell-cell adhesion mediator activity. Gene Ontology annotation, cellular component: axon; plasma membrane. Gene Ontology annotation, biological process: dendrite self-avoidance; axon guidance; homophilic cell-cell adhesion. The annotation marks the transcript as partial.
AUGGGAAUUUUGGCAUACAUGGAUUACAGGGCGCCCACGUUGACGUUGGAACCACCGAGUCGAUUGACAUUCCUCAAUAGCACAGGAGGAUCUGCUCCUUGUUCGGUUAUAGGAAAUCCCAGACCAACAGUUUAUUGGGUUACGAGUGAUGGAACUCCCGUAACAAAUAUACCAGGUUUAAGAACUUCUCUACCCAAUGGAACUUUAUACUUUCCACCCUUUCCAUCAGAGCGAUAUCGACAAGAUAUCCAUUCUGCCGUUUAUAGAUGUGUCGCCUCGAAUUUGGUUGGAAAAGUUGGUUCCAGAGACGUACACGUUAGAGCAGUGGUACAACAGCAGUAUCAAGUUCAAGUAUACGACGAAUUCGUCAUUCGAGGAAAUACAGCUGUUUUAAGAUGUCAGGUACCGAGUUAUGUUAGAGAUUAUGUAAUUGUAACAACAUGGGAAAGACAAGAUGGAAUAUCAAUUGUAUCCAACAUUGCUACAGGUGGAAGAUACAGCGUGCUAAGUAAUGGAGAACUUCACAUACGUCACACUAUCAUGUCCGAUUUUAAAUCCUAUCGAUGUGCCACCAAGCAUCUUUUGAGUGGAGAAAUACAAAUGAGUAGAACGUCUGGUCGUCUUAUUAUAACAGAUCCCCAAGGUACACAUCCACCUCGUUUAUCAGAUACCAGAGUUAUGGUGCAUGUAAAACAAGGCAGUCCAGCAGAACUGACAUGCGUUGCUCAAGCUUAUCCUUUACCUACUUACAGAUGGUACAAGAAAAUCAAAAGUCGUCUCAUACCGAUCGAGCAAAGAGUAGGAUUAUUAGUUGCAAGUGGAUCACUCUAUUUUCAGCAAACCAAUAUCAGAGAUAGCGGUAUUUAUAUUUGUAUAGUCAAUAAUAGUGCAGGAGAGAAAAGAUUGGAAAGUACACUCACUGUUACAGCACCACUGAAGGCAGAAAUCCAACCGAAAAGAAUUGUAGUGGAUUCAGACAAAUCUGUGACUUUGACAUGCAAUGUUUCGGGGUAUCCUAUAGAAGGCAUUACCUGGCUAAAAGACCAAAAACCUAUCAUGACCAAUGGAGGUAAAGUGAGGCUGGUAUCUCGAGAAGUUCUUAGAAUAAACUCUGUUGGAAGAGAAGAUAAAGGCAUCUAUCAAUGUUACGCCAGAAAUGGAGAAGAUUCUGCACAAGCGGCUACAGAAUUGGCACUCGGAGAAACCAGUCCAGUGUUCCUAGAUACGUUUAUAGAUAAAACCACGCAACCUGGUCCAUCGGUAUCUUUACAAUGCGUGGCCACUGGAACGCCACUUCCUCAAAUAACUUGGACAUUGGAUGGAUAUCCUGUGCCAGAUAACGAUAGAGUACGUGUCGGAGAUUACGUCAGUAGAAGCGGGAACGUUGUAAGUCACGUAAAUAUCAGUAGCGUUAGAGUGGAAGAUGGAGGUCAUUAUGUAUGUACCGCAGCGAAUGAAGUCGGUGAUUUACGGCAUUCUGGUCGUUUGAAUGUAUACGGGCCCCCACAUAUAAGAACCAUGACAGAUAUAUCAGUUGUAGCUGGAGAAAAUAUGGUGGUGCAAUGCAGAGUUGCUGGUUAUCCAAUUGCUCAUAUCACGUGGGAAAAAGAUGGAAGAAGAUUACCGACGAAUAGACGACAACAAGUGUUUCCAAACGGUACACUCUUUGUGGAAGAUGUACAACGAGCCGAAGACGAGGGUUCUUACUCUUGUACGGCUCAAAAUGCAGAAGGAGCCACUGCAGAAGGAGGAAUGAAAAUCCACGUAAAAGAGAAACCACUCAUCUUUCCUUUCACAUUUCCUCCUGAGACUCAGAAAGAAGGAAUGAAAAUUCGAGUUGUUUGUACUGUAUCCUCUGGAGACCCUCCUUUUAGUAUUACUUGGUUAAAAGAUAAUCAGCCUAUAUCCAUGCAAGAAGAUGUUACUGUCAGAAUCCUAGGAGAAGAUUUCAGUUCUCUUACUAUUGAAAAGGCUACGCCGAAACAUAAUGGUCAAUACACUUGUGUGGUUAGAAAUGAAGCUGCGACUGUUAAUUAUACAGCUGCUUUAACUGUUCACGUCCCUGCUAGAUGGAGGAUUCAACCGUCGGAUGCUAGUGUUUUAGUAGGAAGAAGCGUAACACUGGAUUGUCAAGCUGAAGGAUAUCCACAACCCCAAAUUAGAUGGGAAAAAGCGAUUGGUGUGACUGCCAGAGAUUAUCGACCGAUAAGUACUAGUUAUCAUUAUCAGAUAUUUGAAAACGGUUCACUAACAAUACAAGAUGUGGCUCGAGAUGAUGCUGGCUAUUAUCUAUGCCAGGCAACAAAUGGAAUUGGAUCUGAACUGAGUAGUGUGAUUAGUCUAAGUGUCCAUGAAUCGCCGAGAUUUGAAACAAAAUUCCAAACCCAGAUGGUAAAGAAGAAAGAAGAUGUAACUAUGACGUGUUCCGUGACUGGUGAUCCUCCUUUGACCAUUUCUUGGACUAGAGAUAAACAACCUCUUGUUAUUGAAAAUGAUCCCAGAAUUAUAGGAAAAUGUUCAUCUAGAACAGUGAUUCCUAAUGUGGAAGCCAUCUUGAAGUUGGUAGAAGACUCAAUUAGGCUCUGGAGGGAAAGAGGCGAUAGGGAUGUCGAACAGAUUUUGAUUUAUACAAAUCUGAUUUAUCUGAACAGAGGCCAGCCAAUAAUAGAACGGAAAAGGGCAAGAAUUUUAACAAAUGGAUCACUCCAAAUCACAGAUAUUUCGGAUGAAGAUGCUGGAAAUUAUACUUGCAGAGUGCAAAAUGUAUACGGAGCUGACGAAAUUGGUUUUUCGCUAAUGGUUAGAGCUAAUCACAUGGAAGGAAGAGUGCUACCCGCACCCGCUGUGUUGAAUGUAGUCGGUGCCACCACAACAUCCCUGCAAUUAAGAUGGGAACAUAAUUCCAAAUAUCUCUCUACCAAGAUAAAAGGUAAAAUUCUUAUGUUUAUACCUCAAUUUACUUCAUUUUUUUGUUGU